GCAUUUGAAUGACGUCAGGCCAAUCAGAUCCCUAACAUUUUGUUUAAAAAAUAUUCACUGGCUGCCGUUUGAGGUUGUUGUCUGUCCUCCGCCUCAAUUACGCUUUUGUUGAGUUUACCACAAGGCACAUCAUCAGCAUGGAAUCCCAAUUUGCUAAUUUGCGCCACCGGGACAACAGCGUGGCCAUGCUGAGGGUCAAAAUGUUCCGCCGAUCGAGCCAAACACUGAAGGAGAAUCGAGAGCGGCUUUUAGAUGCACGAAGACCGCUAGCUGAUCUCCAGGAGCUUUCGUGUCUAGGAGAUGACUCCGUUGUGACCAACUUGUCUGCAAUGAAAGACAAAACAAACAUCAAGGAAAAACCUGCGAAAAGCAAGGCCAGCGAGGAGAAACUCAAGCAGCUUGCACGCUGGAAAGAGAGAAAGGCCCUUGAAAAGGAAAAGAAAAUCAGGGAACAGAAGAAAGUGUUUAGGACUGGUUUAUAUCAUCAUAAAGACACUAUCUUUCCCUUGCCUCCACUACCGGAAGCUUCGGCUGCAAAAACUGUUCCAAUGCAGAGCAGCAGAGUCACUCGCUCCAUGAAGCAGCAACAGCCAUUACAGAAGCCACUGAAGACACAGACUUUAAAUACAGCAGCAAAGAAAGAUCCACCUACCAUGAGACAAACCAGGGGAGCGACCAUCAAACCUUCUUCCGCUGUGGCUAAACCCAAAAUUUGUGCUGUGACACCUAUUGUGUCGACCAGAUCAGCCAAUAAGCCUGUUGCUGCAGCCCCCGCAGUGAAAAAGCCAACAGAUAACAAAUCUCCAGAUCAGAGAAUCACAAGGAGCAGAGCGAUUGUUUUGGAGAUGCCACAAGCCCCAGAAAUCGGAAAAAGCUGCAUUGCUGAUGAACCAGUUGAGAAGCCCAGCUCGUUCGCUCCUGAGGGCUUCGUUUUCCAAGCACCGGAAGGCUUGAAAGCCUUCGAAUUCGUACCUCUCACUCCUCGCUCGGCAGAUCGAUUUCUUUCCCCGAAGUUUACGGCCGCUAGCUUCAAUUUCUUGCCUGCUGCGGAGGACACUGAUGCAAUUCCAGCUGAGCCAAGUGAAUCUUCUCCUCUGAAAUCCACUCCGAUAGAGGCUCCUCCUAUUCCAAGCAGCCCUGUUGAAUCAAAACAUGAUGUUCCAUACUUUAGGUCGGAGAUGGCCAACGAGACAAACAGACUGACUGCGCUUUGUGCGCAGUGGGAUACCAAAGUGCACGAUGAGUCGAUUCCUGAAGAAAUGAGAGGUCGCAUUCGUACAACGGUGGGUCAGGCCAGGCUGCUCAUGAAGGAGCGUUUUAACCAGUUUAGCGGCCUGGUGGACGACUGUGAGCUGCACCGAGGGGAGAAGAUCACCACCUGCAGUGACCUGCAGGGCUUUUGGGAUAUGGUUUAUUUCCAGGUGGAAGACGUGAACAAGAAGUUUGAGUCCCUUCAAGAAGCAGAAGGACGAAAUUGGGUGGAGGAACACAAGCCAACACCAAGGCAGAGGAAAACUGUCAAGCGGAAGCCAACUACAGCACCUGCCAAGCCAGCAGCAACUAAAGCAGCAGCAAAGUCUCGCCUAGCUGAGGUGAAAGCGGCUAUGAGAGCACAGAAGGCAGCAGCUGAGGCAGAAAAGGCUGCAAAGGCAGCGGGUGACAUCGUAGAGGAGCCUAACCCGGCCACGCAAGGAGAUCAAUGUCAGCCUGACACUGUGGUCUUUGAUGGAGGCUUCUUUCAUGUGGAGAGCCCAGCCAAGACACCCAAGACACAGCAAGUUUGCGUGAGAAGAUCCAACCGCCUGAGCACUGCAGCUCCUCCACAGGCCUCUCCCCUCAUGUGCAAUCACACCCCAAGAAGAGUCACUCGACGCUCACUCGCUUUGGGAGCAACUGGAGGAACGCCGGUUCAGUCCAACCUCACUCUCACACCACUUGCCCGUGCCAAUAACCAAACCCUCAGAUGUUCAGAGUCGCCACUGCCUGUCACCCCUCGGCCCUCCAAAAUAGAAAACACUUCAGACAGUAACCAGCUGGGAAAGGCCCUCACUGCACAAUCUGAACAUAUGACAUCCCCGGAAGAAGUUUUGCACACUGUCACAACAGCACCUUCCCCAUUAACCGUGCAGCUACCACAGGGCCAGACAGUAGAGGCAGCUUUGCUUCUCUUCACUCCGAAUCCCAAAGACAGAAUCCGGCCAUCUGUAUGCCCAACUGAUCUCAUGUACUUCACUCCACCGCUGUGAUAUUGAUAAGUUCUUUUAUAAUUCUGUUUGUGAGGGAAAAUAACAUUGUUGGCAUUUUAUUUUGAAACACAAAUAAAGAUAUUG
Corythoichthys intestinalis (scribbled pipefish) is the source of this 2330-nucleotide messenger RNA. RefSeq names its product discs, large (Drosophila) homolog-associated protein 5 (gene dlgap5). Bases 138 to 2246 code for a protein of 702 amino acids. Gene Ontology annotation, biological process: chromosome segregation; kinetochore assembly; centrosome localization. Gene Ontology annotation, cellular component: cytoplasm; nucleus; spindle pole centrosome. The transcript is spliced from 16 exons. Lineage: Eukaryota; Metazoa; Chordata; Actinopteri; Syngnathiformes; Syngnathidae. Gene Ontology annotation, molecular function: microtubule binding. The record is from RefSeq and is a predicted model, not a curated record.